This is a messenger RNA of Argentina anserina (silverweed cinquefoil), 3161 nucleotides long. RefSeq lists its product as uncharacterized. The transcript is spliced from 4 exons. The coding region runs from base 343 to 3009 and encodes 888 amino acids. Lineage: Eukaryota; Viridiplantae; Streptophyta; Magnoliopsida; Rosales; Rosaceae. The record is from RefSeq and is a predicted model, not a curated record.
UCUCUCCCUCUCUCUCAUCUGAAAAUUUCCAUCUUCGCUGUUACCGCAAAAUCAAACCACGGCCGCCGUGACCGACCCGAAUCCGAAUUCCGAAGUGGCGGCUCCGCUUUUACGCCUCGUAAUUCGCCCUCCCCCGUCUCAUAAUCCACCACCAUCGCGAAUGGACUUCGAAUCUGGGUGCAGGAUUUUAGUGGCGCUAGGGUUCUUGGAGCAUUGAGGAGGAGUGGUUUUGAUUUGCUAGGGUUAGGGUUUGAGCAUUUGCUUUGUUGAAAUUGAAAGAGUUUGAUUUUGCUAGGGUUUUGUUUCCUGCGAAAAAUUGGCCCAAGGGGGGGUUAGAGGAUAAUGUGUAUACUGUGUGUGAUUCAGAAGUGGUCUCGCCGGGUUGCGACAAUGCUUCCUUGGUUAGUUAUUCCGUUAAUAGGACUGUGGGCCCUGUCUCAGCUCUUGCCGCCGGCCUUUCGGUUUGAGAUUACUUCGCCGAGGCUUGCCUGCGUGUUUGUGCUGCUAGUUACUUUGUUUUGGUACGAGAUUUUGAUGCCCCAGCUCUCGGCGUGGAGGUUGAGGCGCAAUGCCAGGCUUAGGGAGAGGAAGAGGUUUGAGGCGAUAGAGUUGCAGAAGUUGAGGAAGACUGCGACGAGGCGGUGCAGGAACUGUUUGACUCCUUAUAGGGAUCAGAAUCCUGGCGGCGGUCGGUUUAUGUGUUCUUAUUGCGGGCAUAUUUCGAAGAGACCGGUUUUGGACUUGCCUGUACCUGGGAUAGGGCUGUCGAAUGCGGGAAUUAUCAAGGAUUUGAUUGGGAAAGGGGGAAAAAUAUUGAAUGGAAAGGUAUGGUCGGAAAAUGGGUGGAUGUGUGGUCAAGAUUGGUUGGAGAAUGGGAAUUGGGUCGGUGGUUCUAUAGGUGGGAAGUCUAGUUAUUGGAGGAAGGAUGGGAGCAGUGUUUUUGGAGGGGAUGAGAAUUGUUUGGCAGAGAAGUCUUAUUCGGGUGUUGUUAUUUUUGCCUGCAAGCUACUGACGUCAUUUUUCUUGAGUGUUAGAUGGCUUUGGAGAAAGAUAUUUAGGAUUAGUUCAUCAGGAGAUGAUGCUGCAUCUGAAGAGCAUAAAGCAAUGUUGGCCAAGAGGGGUGAGAAUGGGGUCAACUUUCAAGAGAGUAGAGGAGAAAAGGCACGCAGAAAAGCAGAAGAAAAGAGACAAGCUAGGAUAGAGAAGGAGCUCUUAGAAGAGGAAGAGAGGAAGCAAAGGGAGGAAGUCGCAAGGCUGGUGGAGGAACGCAGGAAACUUAGGGAUGAGAAAAAGGAAGCUGAAAGAGGAGAUCAUGGGAAAACACCGCCACCUGUGAGGGAGAAGGAUAGUAAGAAGGAAGCAGAAAAGAGACGUCAGGAUAGAAGGAAAGAUAAAGACAAGGGUUCAAGCAAGAGCAAUUCUGAUGUAGAAGAGUUGGAAAAGAGAGCAGGUAAGGAGAGUGACCGGAAACGGGACUUUGACAAGAAGAAUGACAUUGAACGUCAGGAGCUUCAGAAAUCAGGGACAGACUUUUUCAAGGGUCAAAGCACUGAGGUGGGGUAUGCUGCAAAGAAUAUAUCUUCAAAUAGUUCAGUGAGGGGAAAUGCCGGAUCUAGGUACCUUGACCGCAUGAGGGGUACAAUCUUUUCUUCUUCAAAAGCAUUUAGUGGAGGUAGUUUCUUUGGAAAGGGUUCCAAUACUACAGUGACGAAAGAAACCAAAUCUAGCAUUUCUGUGGAUCAUGUCCAUAGCUCUCCCCACAGGAAAGACUUAUUCCCACCCGAGCGCGUAGCUGGCAGACCUUUGAUGAAUGGAGAUGAUAAAAGUAUUAGCCGCCCUAUUCAGUCCGAAUCACAGCCAGGGACAGUGCCGAAAAAAUCAUGGCAGCAAUUAUUUACGCGUUCAUCAUCCGUUCCUGCAUCCUCAACUGUAAAUGUAAUCAGUAGACCAAAUGCAAAGUCCCAAACAGAAGUGCAUACUCCUAUGUCAUCUGGUCAACCGUCAUCAAUACAAUCUUUUGACAAUCCAAUUAAUUUUGGUCUGCCAUCACCAUUCACCAUAUCUCCCUUUUCUAAAGGAGUCCCUAGCAGCAGUUUAGGCUUUUCACCUGCAAUUGAACCCAUGUUCCCUCGCGUUGGAGAAGGGCAUCAUGAACCAAUACAUGAAGAGCCAGAGCUUUUUGAAGACCCAUGUUAUGUUCCUGAUCCGGUAUCUUUGCUUGGGCCUGUCUCUGAGUCACUUGAUAAUUUUCAGUUGGACAUGGGGACUGGCUUCGUGAAAGAUCUGGGAUCGGACAGGCCUCGCACAUUAAAGAAUGUAUCUGCUUCUUCUGAUCUCAACAAGCCAUCUCCAAUUGAGUCACCUUUUUCACGAGAAAAACAUAACUGUAAUCGCUUUCCAAGUACACCAAGGGCCCACGAUAUGCAUUCUCCACCCCUAGAUGAUGCAAAUGCAAAUGAUAAGGGUACGUGGAAAAUGUGGAAUAGUUGUCCUCUUGGCCAGGAAGGUUUAGGUUUAGCAGGUGGCCCAGCAAGCUGGCUUCUACCUCCUGAAUUGAACAGAUCCAGCAAGGAUGAUUCAUCUCAUAUGUCACUGUUUUCAACAGAAGAACAGGUUCCUGGCCCUCACUCUCCUCGCCAUCAAAGCAUUUUCCUUGGUAAUGGCCAUAAUGGUGGGACAUUCAGCCCCGUGACUGGUUCAAGUGAUCAUGAUCCUUGGUUACAAAAGGCAUAUUUUCCACCAUUGUCAACUGCUGAACCCCAUCUUCCUCUCAAACCUCCAGAGGAAGUUACGAAGAAAGAAAUAUUUUUUGGGAGUCCCAGCAGAUCAACUACCAAUCAUGCGUUUGAGCUGUCUCCAGGAAAUGGCUGGUCCAAGAGGGAAUCGAUUGAAUGCAGUGGUCAGGGUACAGCAGGGGAAGGUGUUGGAAAGCCGUCAGUUGUUAGGCCUCAUGUCAGGGGUCCUUAUCCUCCUGCCCCAGAUGUACAGUCGCUUUGGUCUUAUGUUUGAAAACAGAAAAUGAGAGAAUAUGAGGGACUAAAAAAAACACACCUCCUGUUCUCUAAUAGAGAGGCAAAUAGCCUCUUUUGGAGUAGAGUUUAGAAUACUGAAUGCAUUGUAUCUUCCUGCUCAUCUUUAUAAGGGAGAUUGAUGUUUACUUA